Messenger RNA from Solea solea (common sole), 3219 nucleotides. It is a transcript of the gene vill, whose product is annotated as villin-like. Gene Ontology annotation, molecular function: phosphatidylinositol-4,5-bisphosphate binding; actin filament binding. NCBI's taxonomy places the organism in Eukaryota, Metazoa, Chordata, Actinopteri, Pleuronectiformes, Soleidae. The transcript has 21 exons. Gene Ontology annotation, biological process: actin polymerization or depolymerization; cytoskeleton organization; actin filament severing. Gene Ontology annotation, cellular component: actin cytoskeleton; cytoplasm. The coding region runs from base 202 to 2973 and encodes 923 amino acids. The record is from RefSeq and is a predicted model, not a curated record.
AUCUCGGCUUCAUGUGAUAUCUCGGCGUGAGCUCUUAGCUUCCGCUUAGGCUGCAGCCUCUUUAACUGCAGCGAUGGAUUAAGCUUCAUACAAAGCCCCUUUUGCUUGAGCCUGAAAAAUUCUUCUUGCACCUACUUUUUUUCCCACAGAUAUGUAGGCGACUGGAGUUCACAGUGUCGGUGAAAUGAGCACCGUUUGAUAAUGGAGCCUAGAAGUGAGACUAAAAAUGGGAAGCCACGGUCAAAGGACACAGGCGGGCCUUCACUCCAGCAGACACGGCACAAGUUCAGCAGAAUGAUGAGCGACGACACUCCCGACGCGUUCAGAAAUGUGGGUCGGAAGCCGGGCCUGCAGAUAUGGACCAUCAACAACAUGAAGAUGGCGCCUGUUCCAGCCAAAGCCUUUGGCAACUUCUUUGAGGGAGACUGUUACAUUGUUCUACAUAUGAGUGAGAAGAAGGGCUCGGCUCAGUCUGCUGACAUUCACUACUGGAUCGGAAACGCCUCCUCUCAGGACGAGCAGGGCGCAGCGGCCAUCUACGUCAACCAGCUGGACGAGCACUUGGGCGGGAGUCCGGUGCAGCACAGGGAGGUGCAGGGCAGCGAGUCGCCACGGUUCAGGAGCUACUUCAAAAAUGGCCUCAUCUACAAGAAGGGCGGAGUGUCCUCGGGUUUCCAGCACGUUGACACAAAUUCCUACAACGUCCUGCGACUGCUGCACGUCAAAGGGAGGAAGAAUGUCACCGCAAAGGAGGUGGAGGUGUCAUGGAGCAGCUUCAACAAGGGGGACAUAUUUCUCCUGGACAUGGGGAAAUCCAUCGUGCAGUGGAACGGACCGCAGAGCAACAGGAGGGAGAAGCUCAAGGCCAUACUGUUGGCUCAGGAUAUCCGCGACAGAGAGAGAGGAGGCCGCGCUCAGAUCGGCGUGGUGGAGGGAGGAGACGAGCAGGACUCCGCCGAGCUGAUGAAAGUCAUGACGGCGGUGCUCGGCCAGAGAAGCGGGUCGCUGAAGGAGGCCACGUCUGACGACACACCAGACAAGAAGCAGAGCAACAACGUCAGACUGUACCAUGUUUUCGACAACAGCGGUAACGUGGUGGUUCAAGAAGUGGCGGCGCAACCUCUGACCCAAGACCUGCUGCUCUCCUCGGACUGUUACAUCGCGGACCAGAGCGGCUUGAGUGUGAUGGUGUGGAAAGGCAAACAGGCCUCGAAGGAAGAGCGGCGAGAUGCUCUGAACCGAGCACUGAACUAUAUAAAAGCCAAGAGCUACCCGCCCAGCACCAGGUUGGAGGUGAUGAGCGAGGGAGGAGAGUCCGCCAUGUUCAAGCACUUGUUCAAGUCCUGGAGGGAUAAAGGACAAAUUCAGGGAAUGGGCAAAACCUACAGCACGGGAAAGAUAGCUAAGGUUGACCAGGUGAAGUUUGACGUGAUGGCGCUCCAUGCUCGCCCUGAGCUGGCAGCACAGCAGCGCAUGGUGGACGACGCAUCUGGACAAAUCAAGGUGUGGCGCAUUGAGAACCUCGAGCUGGCCGAGGUGAAUCCAAAUACUUAUGGACAGUUCUACGGCGGCGACUGCUACCUGGUGCUGUACACGUACCUGAGAGGGAACCAGCAGCAGUACAUACUCUACAUGUGGCAGGGCCGUCACGCCACCAAAGAUGAGGUCACAGCGUGUGCCUUCCAGGCCGUCAACGUCGACAACAAAUACAACGGAGCCCCGAUCCAGGUCAGGGUGGUGAUGGGGAAGGAGCCUCGCCACUUCCUGGCUAUUUUCAAAGGAAAACUCAUCAUCUUUGAGGGCGGCACAGGUCGUCCAGGUGUGGUGAACCCUGACCCCGCUGCCAGGCUGUUCCAGGUCCGAGGGACCACUGAGCUGAACACCAAAGCUACUGAGGUGUUGGCCAGGGCGUCGUCUCUAAACACCAACGACGUCUUCCUGCUGAGGACGGAUCGUAUUUGCUACCUGUGGUACGGAAAGGGCUGCAGUGGGGACGAGAGGGUGAUGGGGAGAACGAUGUCUGAUGUGCUGUCCAAGCAGGACAAGCAGGUGGUGAUGGAGGGCCAGGAGCCAGGGGAAUUCUGGGUAGCUCUGGGAGGAAAGGCGCCCUAUGCCAGCGACAAGAGGCUGCAGAGGGAGGAGCCUCCUCACAAUCCACGGCUGUUUGAGUGCUCCAAUCAGACGGGCCAGUUCAGGAUGACCGAGGUGGACGACUUCGCCCAGAGUGACCUGGACGAGGAGGACGUCAUGCUGCUGGACACGUGGGAGGAGAUUUUCUUCUGGGUUGGAAACUUAGCCAACAAGACUGAGACCGAAGAGGCGUGGAACUGUGCACAGGAGUACCUGAGGAGCCACCCGGCGGGCCGCGACCCCGACACGCCCGUCAUCUUUGUCAAACAGGGACACGAACCUCCCACGUUCACCGGCUGGUUCCACGCAUGGGAUCCUCACAAGUGGAGCGGAGGAAACUCCUAUGAGGAGAUGAAAAAAAAGCUGAGCGGCACAGCAUCACUCUCACAGAUCACGGUCGAUACGAAAAACUUGAACAUGAAUAAAAGUCCUGUCGGGGGCAGCGAGGGCAGCUACGGGGCUCCAGGAGGCCCCGUGAGCGGCCCUCCACUCUACAGGAUCCACGGAGGCGACGCUUCACCGAGACCCUCGACUCCCACCAGUCCGUCCGUCCAGAUAGGCCAGACAUUUGUGACCAAGACCCGGUCCCCUUCCUCUAGUUUCACUCCAUCAUUCGCAGCCGGUGGAGCGAAGUCCCCCUCUGCUGGGGCCAUGUAUCUGGACCCCGGGCUCCUCGUAGACAAGUCUAUCAGCGAGCUGCCGCAGGGAGUGGACCCCAGCCACAGAGAGAACCACCUGUCUGAUGUGGACUUCCAGAACCUGCUGGGCACCGGCCGCUUAGACUUCCAGCGUCUGCCCAAGUGGAGGCAAAAUGACUUGAAGAAAAAAGCCGGACUUUUCUAAAAGACACAUUGACACCAGCUGUGUCUCUCUGUGUUUCACAUGAACACAGUGUGAGUCAGGACUGUCGAGGCCUUUAUCAUUUCAUCUGAGUGUCUUUGAGAUUAUCAACCGCCAAAAAGAGUUGCAGUGAUUGCAAACACUUGCGUAUAUUUACAAAGCUUAACAGGAUUUUGAUUAUACUUACAUACUCUCCCACAUCUCUUGAAUCAUUUAUAUUAUGAAUAAAUACACAAAAACCACAAUGAA